CCUUGUUACGACUGCGUGGGCGACUCGUCUAUAAAAGCCGGGCUCGGCGCGUCCCGUCGCCACAGUGGCUUCCUGUUCUGUUUCUGUCGGUGUGGAGUUGUUGUUUCGCCAGGAAUCCCUGUGGCCGUGAAGAUGGCGUCUACCAGCCGUUUGGAUGCUCUCCCAAGAGUCACAUGUCCAAACCAUCCAGAUUCGAUUUUAGUGGAGGACUACAGAGCUGGUGAUAUGAUCUGUCCUGAAUGUGGCCUGGUUGUAGGUGACCGGGUUAUCGAUGUGGGAUCUGAAUGGAGAACUUUCAGCAAUGAUAAAGCAACAAAAGAUCCAUCUCGAGUUGGAGAUUCUCAGAAUCCUCUUCUGAGUGAUCGAGAUUUGUCUACCAUGAUUGGCAAGGGCACCGGAGCUGCAAGUUUUGAUGAAUUUGGCAAUUCUAAGUACCAGAAUCGGAGAACAAUGAGUAGUUCUGAUCGGGCCAUGAUGAAUGCGUUCAAGGAAAUCACUACCAUGGCAGACAGAAUCAACCUCCCUAGAAAUAUAGUUGAUCGAACAAAUAAUUUAUUCAAGCAAGUGUAUGAACAGAAGAGCCUGAAGGGAAGAGCUAAUGAUGCCAUAGCUUCUGCGUGUCUCUAUAUUGCCUGUAGACAAGAAGGGGUUCCUAGGACAUUUAAAGAAAUAUGUGCCGUAUCACGAAUUUCUAAGAAAGAAAUUGGUCGAUGUUUUAAACUUAUUUUGAAAGCUUUAGAAACCAGUGUGGAUUUGAUUACAACUGGGGACUUCAUGUCCAGGUUUUGUUCCAACCUCUGUCUUCCUAAGCAAGUGCAGAUGGCAGCUACACAUAUAGCCCGUAAAGCUGUGGAACUGGACUUGGUGCCUGGAAGGAGCCCGAUAUCUGUGGCGGCAGCAGCCAUUUACAUGGCCUCACAGGCGUCAGCUGAGAAGAGGACCCAAAAAGAAAUUGGAGAUAUUGCUGGUGUUGCUGAUGUUACAAUCAGGCAGUCCUACAGACUAAUCUAUCCUCGGGCCCCAGAUCUGUUUCCUCCAGACUUCAAAUUUGACACCCCUGUUGACAAACUACCCCAAUUAUAAAUUGAGGCAGCUAAUGUCAAACUCUUGUGGUCACUGAACUUUGCCUAUUGUACAUAGCGUAUAUGAAGUGCUGGAUUGAGCCUUUAAUAAGGAAAAAGAAAUGGUACGCAUUCCAGGGCUAAUGUUAAUUGCUUGGCAUUAUGUAUGUAUAUACUAGUAAAGCAUAUUUAAUGAUUUAAAUUUCUUAUUGAAUUUGCUUUCUUUUUUAGCUAUUUAGAAACUAUUUUGGAAGAUAUUUGAAAUUAUGUAAGUCUUGAAUAAAAUGUUUUUCAAAACUAAAGUUUUUGUUAUAAUUACAUGUUAUAUGUAAUUUAUAAUUUAUAAUGUAUAAUUACAAAUAAGGCAUAUUAUUGUAACUAAUAAAGCUGAUAGAAGUCCUUGUUUUUUGUUUAAGAAAUAUAUAUUUAGUUGUUUUGUGUUAUUUUUUUUUUAACUUUAAUAAAGUCAUGGAACUAGCAA
Messenger RNA from Myotis myotis, 1542 nucleotides. RefSeq names its product general transcription factor IIB (gene GTF2B). The record is from RefSeq and is a predicted model, not a curated record. Gene Ontology annotation, cellular component: nucleus; transcription preinitiation complex. Gene Ontology annotation, biological process: transcription preinitiation complex assembly; transcription initiation at RNA polymerase II promoter. NCBI's taxonomy places the organism in Eukaryota, Metazoa, Chordata, Mammalia, Chiroptera, Vespertilionidae. Gene Ontology annotation, molecular function: RNA polymerase II general transcription initiation factor activity; TBP-class protein binding. Bases 133 to 1083 code for a protein of 316 amino acids. The transcript is spliced from 7 exons.